AUGUCAAAGACAUCCAUCAAGUCCAAGUCCAGUCCACAUGCACAUCCACUUCCACCAAGUCCCCGAAAUCUUAUCCCUGUCAGGCAAGAUCCGCUUUUCAAAGGGUUCGAAAUGUUCCAGCCAUUCCAGAACAUUGACAUUGACAGACAAACCCUUAAGGAUCCUAGGAUAUCCAAGCGACCCGCCGCGCCUGUUAAUCCGGUAAUUCCUCGCUUUCCCUUGUCGAUUGAUCUCUUCAGGGUUCCAAAAAGAAAUAAUUAA
Sclerotinia sclerotiorum 1980 UF-70 is the source of this 261-nucleotide messenger RNA. RefSeq lists its product with no specific name. Lineage: Eukaryota; Fungi; Ascomycota; Leotiomycetes; Helotiales; Sclerotiniaceae. The record is from RefSeq and is a predicted model, not a curated record. The transcript is spliced from 2 exons. The coding region runs from base 1 to 261 and encodes 86 amino acids.